Cloeon dipterum is the source of this 3973-nucleotide messenger RNA. RefSeq names its product 5'-3' exoribonuclease 2 Rat1 (gene Rat1). Gene Ontology annotation, molecular function: zinc ion binding; 5'-3' RNA exonuclease activity; nucleic acid binding. The transcript has 22 exons. The record is from RefSeq and is a predicted model, not a curated record. Gene Ontology annotation, cellular component: nucleus. Lineage: Eukaryota; Metazoa; Arthropoda; Insecta; Ephemeroptera; Baetidae. Gene Ontology annotation, biological process: nucleobase-containing compound metabolic process. Bases 139 to 3552 code for a protein of 1137 amino acids.
GUGCUUGUUUAGUACGACGUGUUUGUAAAUAUAUUAGAAAACAAGAAAACAUCCAGUUUAGCGGGAACAGUCCAUACACAUAGUCGUUUGCGAUUAUCUCGUUUGUAACUCUAAUACAAAGACCGUCUGCUCGCUACGAUGGGAGUUCCGGCUUUCUUCAGGUGGCUGAGCCGCAAAUAUCCAUCGGUGAUUGCCGACUGUGUUGAGCAGCAGCCCGUCGAAGUCGACGGAGUGAUGAUCUAUCCCAACUCUGCUGAAUCAAACCCCAACAACAUCGAAUUUGACAACCUUUAUCUGGAUAUGAACGGCAUCAUUCACCCUUGCACUCACCCUGAAAACAAACCUGCACCCAAGAAUGAGGAGGAGAUGAUGAUCGCCAUUUUCGAGUGCAUUGACCGUCUGUUCCGCAUUGUUCGUCCCAGGAAAGUUCUGUACAUGGCCAUCGAUGGAGUGGCUCCCAGGGCCAAGAUGAACCAACAGAGGUCCCGUCGUUUCCGUGCCUCUAAGGAAACUGCUGAAAAACUCGAGGAAAUCGCAAGAAUCCGGGAUGAUCUGCGAGCCAGGGGAAUAAGUUUGCCGCCAGAGAAACCUAAGGGCGAGCACUUUGACAGCAACUGCAUCACACCUGGAACUCCAUUCAUGGCGCGUUUAUCUGAAUGUCUGCACUUCUACAUCCAUGAAAGAUUAAACAGUGAUCCUGGUUGGCAAAACAUCAAAGUUUUUCUGUCAGAUGCGAACGUUCCCGGUGAGGGAGAACACAAGAUCAUGGAUUACAUUCGAAAACAGAGAGCUCAACCAGAUCAUGACCCAAACACUCAGCAUGUGCUUUGCGGAGCUGACGCAGACUUGAUCAUGUUGGGUUUAGCUACCCAUGAACCUAAUUUCACUAUCAUCAGGGAGGAAUUCAAGCCGAAUCAGCCUCGUCCUUGUGAAAUUUGCGGCCAAGUUGGGCAUGAAGUGAAAGAUUGCGCUGGUGUAGGUCAUGAGCAGACCAAUGAUGCAGAUAUUCCAAUUGGGUCGGAGCCAAAUUUCAUUUUUGUUCGACUCUGUGUGCUGCGGGAAUACCUGGAAAAAGAGCUACAGAUGCCAAAUCUUCCAUUCCAAUAUGACUUGGACAGGGCCAUUGACGACUGGGUCUUCAUGUGCUUUUUCGUAGGAAACGAUUUCUUACCCCACCUGCCGUCAUUGGAGAUCAGAGAGGGUGCCAUUGAUAGACUGGUUACUCUUUACAAGAAGGCCGUUUACAAAACUGGGGGCUGGCUAACAGACAGCGGAAAUGUGUCUUUGGAACGCGUACAGCUGAUCAUGACAGAGUUGGGCGAAGCAGAAGACAGCAUUUUCAAAAAGAGACAGGAGACGGAUAAGUAUUUCCGGGAAAGGAACAAGAAGAACAGAAGGAGAGAACGGAUGACAAGAAGUUUCCAAAGACCAUCAAGGGGCCAGUUCGCACCACAGGCUCUUGGAAGGAAUCAACAUGUGAAUCCAGUACAAAAUGCCAGGCAAGAAGCAUAUCAAAUGAGAAUGCAGGGGGUUUCUGCUGCUGAACGACAAGUUCGAGGUGUUGAUCCGAAUGCUGCUCUCAAUUCAAUGCUGCGUCCAGAGGGCCAAGGUAAUCAGGCGCAGGGUCAGUGGGGUCAAAGGGGAAACCAGGAUCGCAAUGACGAAGACUCAAAUUCUGAGCCAGAGCCUGAUGAUGAAGUGAGGCUGUGGGAGGACGGUUUCAAAGAUCGCUACUACUCCUCAAAGUUUGGCGUUGAAGUGUCAAACAUUGCGUUCAGAUAUAAACUUGGACUAGAGUAUGUCCUUGGACUGUGCUGGGUUCUCAAAUAUUACUACCAGGGGUGCGCUUCCUGGAAGUGGUAUUUUCCACACCACUACGCACCUUUUGCCUCAGAUUUUGUCAACAUUACUGCUCUCAACAAGGAAUUUGAGAUGGGAACUCAACCGUUCAGGCCACUGGAGCAGUUGAUGGGAGUGUUCCCAGCAGCCAGCAGUUCCCAUGUUCCUGAACCAUGGGCUGAGCUGAUGAGUGACCCUCAUUCAGAAAUCAUAGAUUUCUACCCAACUGACUUCAAAAUUGAUUUGAAUGGCAAAAAGUUUGCAUGGCAAGGAGUGGCAUUGCUGCCUUUUGUCGAUGAAGCUAGGUUAUUCCACGCACUUGAGCCCUAUUACGAAAAGCUGACUAAAGAAGAAGUAAAGAGGAACGUGAGAGGAGAUGACAGGCUCUAUGUUAGCAACUACCACCCUCAUUCAAAUUUCCUCAAUAUUUUAUAUGAAUCGGACAAUUUUGAUCAGGAGUUUGAGCGUGUCAUUGAGGGCGUAAAAGGAAGGCUACUUUUAGCACGGGACCGAGUCAGCUAUGGAGGGGCAUUGCGCUCUCCAUUGAGAUCUUUGACAAAUGUUACAGGCAACAGUGUCGUUUGUGUUCGCUUCCGGGACCCUGCUUAUGAUGACAAAUUCAUUUUCCCAGCAAGGAGACUGCCAGGUGCAAUAGAUCCACCCCGGGUACUGAAACCAGAAGACUACGACCCGAACAGAGGCCAGUGGAGACCUCAGAUUGGCAUGGCUCCACCGUCCCACAAGGUGGCUGUAAACGAGGCUGGCUUCAGAAUGAUACGUCAUGGUGCCGGCAAUUACAAUCAGCGCGGUAGUUACAACCACAAUCCUAACAAUGGAUACAACUCGCAAUCAGCAAGAGGCCACAUACCUGAUGUCUUAGGUCUGGCAAACCUGCAUGUCACGCCUCCCAGGGGUCCUUCGGAGUCCCCUAAGGAGCCCUUGCGCAUUCUGACCAGACCCAAAAAGGAACAGGCGCCUUCCACCGAAUCAGGGGGUCAUCAAGUUCCUCCCAGGGCCAGGGCCCAAGAAAGGCCCAUGCAAAUUCUUGUCAAGCCACCAAAGGAGAAGGCGCCAACUGACGAUUCGAGGAUGCGUCAAGCACCCCCAAAAGGGCCCGUGAAAAUUCUGGUCAAACCCUCAAAGGAGCCGGCUAGAGUUCCUGAACAUAGGGAACAAUUAGCUGCAACUCAAUACUCUAAGGCUGAAACUGAAUUCAACAAAAGUAGAGAAGGAAAUCGCACAAACCCUGAUGAAAGUGAAAAAGUAGUUGAAUCAGUUGAUAGACAAGGUCCUCGCGGUAGAGACCAUAGACGAGGCAGAGAGCGUGGAAGCCGGGGCUACUACAGGGGCAACGGCAGAGGAGCCCCACCGCCUCAAGAGAGAGGUCGUGGCUGGGGUCACAGAGGCGGCGGCGGCGGCGGCUACAGAGGUGGCUAUCAGCAGCGGGGUGGAGGUGGAUACCAACAGAGAAGCACCUACGAAGGACAAACUCAGGGAUACUUUACCAGCGAAGACAAAAGAGACCGUAGCGGGCCCUCGCGCGGACACCAAGGCAACAACCAGCGGUUCAACCCUUAUCACCAGAGAGAUGACAACCGACGCUCUCAGCAAGGCUACGGUCAGCACCAGCGGGGCGGCGGCCGGGGAGGAGGUCGAGGAGGCGGCAGAGGUGGCUAUGAGCAGCAGCAGCAGCCUCAACACCACCGCUUCUGAGGCCGCUGACCACGACGACGAGAGGAGGGUGUGCAGUUGCCACGACGACAACGCCAGACAUAAGCCACUAUUCAUUUUCAUUGCUCCACGUUCUGGCCAAAAUGCACGAGCCGCGUGUGAUUCUGAUUUAUAUUAUUACUACAAAUAUCAUGUGCACCCCUCAAACUGCGCGCAAUAUUUUACGUACGAUAAUAUAAACUCCAGUGUCAUUUGUUGGCAACUACAAGAGAAGAUGUCCACUGUGCAGCCAACAAAGGUGUUUGGCGUUUGCGUGAUUAAGGCUCUGGUGUUCAAAGAGUGGUAAUUGAUCUAGAUAUUUUUUUUACUUAAACCAAAUUGACCGUGUCUUAUGUUCUAUAUGCAGAAGUUUACAAUCAAUUAUUGUAAUUUUUUGGAAAAUAAAUAUUAGUCUCAACCCCAA